AUGUCUUGGCUGGAUCCUCCCCGUCAGAACCUGACGCCCACAACAGACUCCUCUAUGGAAGAGUCAUCGAUGCUACGCAUUAUCUGCUUCGGCAACGAGCUUCCACACGAUGAUCUUCAGCACUUGAUGCGUCAACUUCACGUCCAUACUAAGGAUCAGCACCAUGGCCUGGUAGCGCGCUUCAUAUAUGAGGCGACUCAGGUUCUACGAGAUGAGGUUUUGCAAUUACCAACGGCACUUAAGUCUUUGGUACCACCAUACGAGAGUGUUCUCGACCUUUCAAGCAAUUCUGAACUGCGUGCUGGCCCGCUGGGCGCAUCCGUCGAUGGUGUUCUCUUAUGCGCAUUCCAGCUGGCAAGUGCUAUCGGGUUCUAUAGAGAUAGUAACUCCGCCAAUCGCAUACACGAUGCUGGAAACACCUGCUUCGCGGGCCUGGGCAUUGGAUUGUUAGUUGCUGCGGCAGCUGCAUCGGCAUCUUCGCUAGAGAAUUUCGUCUCCGCCGGGCGAGAAGCAGUCCGGCUCGCGUUCCGACUAGGUAUCGUGGUCGGCGAAGUCUCCCGUAAUCUUCACUCCCCAUCGCCAGAUGACCAAGGCGGCGCUCCAGAAAGCUGGGCGUAUGUGGUGCCUGAAGUCACCGUCGAGAACGUACAAGCUGAGCUUGAUGCCUUCCAUCACGCUCAGGCAAUCUCGCUACCCAGCCAAAUUUUCAUCAGCGCUUUUGGCCGGAACUUUGUCACCAUCAGUGGGCCGCCUGGUCGCCUAAAGCACCUCUCCAGUCACUGUGACUUUUUCCGUGACCUCAGGCUGGUGCCUCUACCUGUCUACAGUGGGCUGUGUCAUGCCCAGCAUAUCUACGGCUUUCAAUAUGUGGAAGCCGUCACUCGAACGGCGACUUUUGACGAUUUGGCGGCGGCGCCAGGUGGGAUUCUGUUCUCGACCAACACCGGCAGGCCGUUCGAAGCAGACACGUCCCGCGCGCUCUUUAGCAGUGUGAUCCAGGAGAUUCUCACCUCCGUCAUAAAAUGGGAUCAAGUGGUUCAAGGUAUGGUUGAUCUUGGCUUAAGUUUAAGCGCUUCAAGAUGUCAGAUCUUAGUCGCUAGGCCUUCACUGCCUACGCGUGACCUGGGCGUAGCUCUUGAAUCAAAUCUUCCAAAUUGUAAGACGGAGACUGAAGAUAUGACCCAGUGGAUCGGCAGGCCGGACCACCGUCUCAAUCCCCCCCGAGGCAGGGCUCAAUCCAAGCUGGCGAUUGUGGGUAUGGCUUGCCGAAUGCCAUCUGGUGCUACCGACACCGAGAAAUUCUGGAGGAUCUUGGAGGAUGGUCUGGAUGUGCAUCGUGUGAUUCCUGCCGAUCGUUUUAAUGUCGACACGCACUUCGACCCGCAAAAUCAGCGCAUGAAUGCUAGUUGGACACCCUAUGGCUGCUUCAUAGAUGAACCCGGCCUCUUCGAUGCCGCUUUCUUCAACAUGUCACCGCGGGAAGCACAGCAAACGGAUCCCAUGCAGCGUCUUGCGUUAGUCACAGCAUACGAGGCACUAGAGCGAGCCGGCCAUGUCGCCGACAGGACUCCGGCUUCACAUCGCUCACGUACUGGGACAUUCUAUGGACAAGCCAGCGAUGACUAUCGCGAAGUUAACUCCAAUCAAGAGAUCAGUACCUACUUUAUCACAGGAGGUUGUCGAGCUUUUGGACCGGGUCGUAUCAAUUACUUUUUCAAGUUUUCCGGUCCAAGCUACUCGAUAGACACCGCAUGCUCGUCUUCACUGGCAACUUUGCAGAUGGCUUGCACCUCCCUUUGGAGCAGGGAUACCGAUUGUGCGGUCGUUGGCGGUAUGAACGUAUUGACAAAUUCUGACGCUUUCGCUGGGCUUAGCAACGGCCAUUUCCUCUCCAAGACUCCGAACGCGUGCAAGACAUGGGAUAGCGAGGCAGAUGGCUACUGCCGUGCAGACGGUGUGGGAUCUGUCGUUAUCAAACGACUCGAGGAUGCGCAGGCUGACAACGACAAUAUCCUCGGUGUCAUUCUCGGUGCCGGCACCAACCACUCAGCAGAUGCUGUUUCCAUCACACAUCCAUUGGCAAGUGCACAAGCGGACCUCACUUCUCAGAUCAUGCGCCAAGCCGGCGUAGAUCCACUCGAUGUCAGUUAUGUUGAGAUGCAUGGCACUGGUACCCAAGCUGGGGACAUGCAGGAGAUCCAAUCCGUCGCUGACGUCUUUGCUCCAUCUGCUCGGCGCCGUGCUGCACACCAGCCGCUUCAUAUAGGUGCGGUCAAAUCGAAUGUUGGUCAUGGUGAAGCGGCUGCCGGUAUCACCGCGCUUCUUAAAGUGCUGCUGAUGUUCGAACACGAAUCUAUCCCCAGGCAUGUGGGCAUCAAGCACUCGCUCAAUCCUGCCUUCCCCAUAGACUUGGCCAAGAGAAAUCUGCGUAUCCCACUCGAAGCAACACCAUGGCAGCGAUCAACUGAACGAAAGCGGAUCGCGGUUGUCAACAAUUUCAGUGCGGCGGGCGGUAACUCGGCAGUGCUAAUCGAAGAAGCUCCAACACCCCAGACUAAAACAGCUGACCCUCGAAACACCCAUGUUAUCACUGUCUCAGCAAAGAGCAAAGCCUCCCUAAAAGGCAACGUUGAGCGUCUUCUUGCUUACCUGGAUGGAACCAGAGAGGUUGAGCUGGCCAGUCUCGCAUAUACGACAACUGCUCGUCGCCACCAUUACAACUAUCGACUGGCUAUCGCAGCAUCAAAUGUGGAUAAACUCAAACAACAACUGAACAAAUUCCAAUCAGCGGUUGAUGUGCAUAAGCCUGUGGCAGCCAUGGGCCCACCUCCGGUCGUUUUUGCAUUCACUGGACAGGGAGCAUCGCACAAAUCUUUCAAUCUUGAGCUGUACCACCAUAAUAGCGAGUUUCGCACACAAAUAUCGAACCUGAACGGAAUCGCCCAAGCUCAUGGCUUUCCCUCAUUUCUCCCAGUUAUUGAUGGGAGCCACGCGUCUGAUUCGGCACAUUCCCCUGUCAAGACACAACUUGCCCUGCUUUGUGUGGAGAUCGCGCUAACCAGGUUCUACAAGACGCUGGGAGUGGAGCCGGACGUUGUAGUAGGACAUAGCCUUGGUGAAUACGCAGCUCUUCAUGUUGCUGGCGUGCUGACGGCGGCUGAUGCCAUUUUUCUCGUGGGUCACCGAGCCGCGAUGCUAGAAUCUCAAUGCCGCAUCGGCAGUCACAAGAUGCUUGCUGUACGCGCCGCCACAGAUGAGAUUUCCGAAGUAGCAAAGACCGCACCAUACGAAAUUGCGUGUGUCAACGGACCACGUGACACGGUACUCAGUGGUAGCGUAGGGGACAUCGAUGCUUUAAAGGCUAAACUCGUCCACGCAGGAUUCAAGUGCUUUGAUCUUGACGUCGCCUUUGCCUUCCACUCCUCACAGACUGACCCAAUUCUGGAUGAAUUCGAGGGGAUGGCCAAACGCGGUGUGAUCUUCCAGUCACCGACUAUACCCAUCAUUUCCCCACUUCUUGGUGGCGUGGUGUUCGACGAGAAAACCAUCAACGGCGAAUACCUUCGCCGUGGAACCCGAGAGACAGUAAAUUUCCUGGGCGCCAUCCACUCUGCUUUAGAAAUUGGGACGAUUGACGAAAGUAUGAUCUGGGUCGAGAUUGGGCCUCACCCUGUUUGCACUGCUUUCGUACAGUCCAUCAUGGGACCGGGCAUCACUACUGCACCGACAUUGCGCCGGGGAGAGAACAAUUGGCAGACCGUCGCAUCAAGCCUAAGUACCCUUUAUUGUGCUGGCGUCAACCUGGAUUGGAACGAAUUCCAUCGUCCGCAUCAGGAAUCUGUGCGCCUGCUGGACUUGCCGACCUAUGCAUGGAAUGACAAGAACCACUGGCUGAUGUAUAAUGGGAACUGGAACUUGACAAAGGGUAACACCUAUUAUGACGCAGAGAAGGCGGCCCAGGGAGAUGCUGGAACAGCUCCCAUGGGAAUGAAUAGCGGGUUCAUCACUUCGACGGUUCAGAGGAUAACACAUGAGACCUACUCCACUACAGGUGGCAAGGUCGUCAUGCAAUCUGAUCUGAUGCAGCCUGAUUUCCUGGCAGCCGCAUGGGGCCAUCAGAUGAACGACUGUGGUGUGGUUACUUCGUCUAUUCACGCUGAUAUUGCUUUUACGCUGGGCAAGUACCUCUUCAAGAAAAUCAGACCUGGUGAAACACCAAGCGACAUGAAUGUAGCCAACCUUCACGUAGCGAAAGGGCUCGUAGCGCAGAAGAACACUACUGUUCCGCAGAUCAUACAAGUCUCCAUCACGAUCAAAAAUGUCGACGAUCGCAUCGCAGACCUGACCUGGAGUAACGUCUCUGCGAUAGGGGUGGUAGACGAGCCUUUCGCAACGGCGAACAUUCUAUUCGGUCCUGCCGACAGCUGGCUGUCUGAGUGGAGACCUCUACUCCACCUUGUGCAAGGUCGCAUUGAUACUUUGGAACAUCUCGCGGCAACUGGCGCUGCGAACCGUCUGUCGCGUAGCAUGGCAUACACGCUCUUUGCGGCCAAUUUAGUCAACUACGCUGACAAAUACCGCGGCAUGCAGUCUGUCAUUCUGCAUGGCCUGGAAGCCGUGGCCGAGGUCUGUCUCACGGCAGAGAACAGCGGGACAUGGACUGUGCCGCCUUAUUUCAUCGACAGCGUUGCGCAUUUGGCUGGCUUCAUCAUGAACGUGUCAGAUGUCAAUGACUGCCGUGGCAAUUUCCACGUCACUCCGGGUUGGGAUAGCCUUCGCUUCGCUGAGCCGCUGGUCGCAGGCGGUCACUAUCAGUCGUACGUCAAGAUGAUUCAAACACCUGAGGAUCCUACAGUUUAUUUGGGAGAUGUAUACGUGCUUCGAGCGGGCAUCAUCAUCGGCAUGUGUGGCGGCAUCAAAUUUAAGAGAUACCCACGUGUACUCUUGGACCGCUUCUUCUCCGCGCCAGAGGUCGCUGGCGAUGGGUCUCACACCAAAUUCUCGAAUAAGGUUGCUGUUCCACUUGCCGAAAGAACGUCUAAUAAGCCAGCUCCCGCCAUGUCAACCCCCGUUUCUACCACUGUCAAGCAGUCAGUCGAUGCAGCGCCUGUGUCCGUGACCAAGACUUCCGACCACAAAGAACCUCCUGCAAAGGCACAAGCUGUGGCUGUAAAUGCUGACAGUGUGACGUCUAAAGCCAUCGCACUUCUCGCUGCUGAAGCUCAGCUCGACGAAUCCGAUCUCAGUGACGAUGCUAGAUUCGAGAACCUCGGAGUCGACAGCCUGAUGAGUCUGGUCAUCGCAGAGAAGCUUCGCAAACAGCUUGGUGUCACUGUGAAUGGCAGCCUGUUUCUCGAAUAUCCGACCCUUGGCGACCUGAGGGCAUGGCUGAACGAGUACUACAGCUAA
Bipolaris oryzae ATCC 44560 is the source of this 5409-nucleotide messenger RNA. RefSeq lists its product as uncharacterized. NCBI's taxonomy places the organism in Eukaryota, Fungi, Ascomycota, Dothideomycetes, Pleosporales, Pleosporaceae. The record is from RefSeq and is a predicted model, not a curated record. Gene Ontology annotation, molecular function: fatty acid synthase activity; 3-oxoacyl-[acyl-carrier-protein] synthase activity; phosphopantetheine binding. The transcript has 5 exons. Gene Ontology annotation, biological process: fatty acid biosynthetic process. Bases 1 to 5409 code for a protein of 1802 amino acids.